Molecule: messenger RNA, 811 nt
Organism: Parasteatoda tepidariorum (common house spider)
Lineage: Eukaryota; Metazoa; Arthropoda; Arachnida; Araneae; Theridiidae
Gene: RpL23
Product: ribosomal protein L23
Biological process (GO): translation
Cellular component (GO): cytosolic large ribosomal subunit; ribosome
Molecular function (GO): structural constituent of ribosome; large ribosomal subunit rRNA binding
Source: RefSeq, a predicted model, not a curated record
AACUCACAUUUUUUUCAUUGGUGAGGAAAGAAUAUUGCACACAUAACCUACCGAAAGAGAUAAAUUAAUACGACGGUCAGCAUCGAACAGUGAUCGAACAUGCAUUAAGAAUGGUUCCUCGAAAACUCACUACCGUUUCUGAGGAAAUUAUUCUUAGUAGUGAGAAUUACUCUUUUUUUACUCUUCGGCCACCGCGCAUGCAUUAGAAGAGUAAUAUUUCAUAAAUUUUUGUUUUAGAAAACUUUCGUUGGCAACGGUGCUGUCCUCCAUACUGUGUAUAUUUUCCCAUCCCCGCAUUUGUUGCUGUAAAACUCACAAAAAUCGUGUAAAUAUGUCUAAGAGAGGUCGUGGUGGUACUUCUGGGGCUAAAUUUCGUAUAUCCCUUGGUUUACCAGUAGGAGCUGUAAUUAAUUGUGCAGAUAACACAGGAGCCAAGAACCUAUAUAUCAUUGCUGUAAAUGGAAUCAAAGGUAGAUUAAACAGAUUGCCUGCUGCAGGAUGUGGUGAUAUGAUUGUAGCAACAGUCAAAAAGGGAAAGCCAGAAUUAAGAAAAAAGGUAAUGCCUGCUGUGGUUAUUCGCCAGCGGAAACCUUAUAGGAGGAAGGAUGGUGUGUUCUUAUAUUUUGAAGAUAAUGCAGGUGUUAUAGUAAAUAACAAAGGGGAAAUGAAAGGUUCAGCUAUAACAGGUCCUGUUGCUAAAGAGUGUGCAGAUUUGUGGCCAAGGAUAGCUUCAAAUGCCAGUAGCAUAGCAUAAUACUUGUAGAAAAAAUCAUAAAAAAAGCCUGUCCAUGAAUAAAACUUAUGAAUGGGA